Molecule: messenger RNA, 657 nt
Organism: Exophiala mesophila
Lineage: Eukaryota; Fungi; Ascomycota; Eurotiomycetes; Chaetothyriales; Herpotrichiellaceae
Exons: 2
Coding region: 147-545 (132 amino acids)
Source: RefSeq, a predicted model, not a curated record
AUGAUGUCGGUGCUUUUAUGUGCGCUGGCGCUGCGAUGUAAUACCUUUCUUCCUCGUUGAUCAGACGUGGAAGAUGAGCAAUUAUACUUGAGACGAGCAAUAACGAGCACAGCCCUAUUUAUUGACUAGAUAACUGCAAGACCGAUAUGUCUGAUCAAGGGAACAAGGAGAACUCUCCUCCGCAACAGGACAAGACGGAAAAUAAAGAAAAUGCGCCUCCUCAGAAACAGGGAGACUCGAGCUCUUGGUAUGAAAAGCCUGAGUCGGUCGGGAACAAGUACGGGGAAAAGAUCCAAGACACGCUGUCGCCUGUGGGUGAGCCUGUAGGUAACGUCCUGCAAAAGGGGGCCGCCCCAAUCGGCUCCCUUGUUGAUGGCACCGUCGGCGGUGUCAUGCGCAUGGGCAAAGGAUUUGGCGACCAAGUCGGAGUCGGCUUCGGCAAUGAAGAAGGUGGACCUGCUAAGCAACAAGAGGUCGAGGGCAAGAGAAUGAAGGAAGAAAUUGGAGGGAAAGAGCAGACAGCAGACAACCCAUUGGGGCUGUAAAUACUACGGCUGAUGUUGUAAGAGAGGAUAUUUGAGAGGAAUGUGGUUCAAUCUCUUUGGGCAUGAUUAAGUUAACCCCUCAUGGGCAAGAUACGUAUGUUUUAAAUAUGAA